This is a messenger RNA of Lytechinus variegatus (green sea urchin), 1472 nucleotides long. RefSeq names its product 2-amino-3-carboxymuconate-6-semialdehyde decarboxylase-like. The transcript is spliced from 8 exons. NCBI's taxonomy places the organism in Eukaryota, Metazoa, Echinodermata, Echinoidea, Temnopleuroida, Toxopneustidae. Gene Ontology annotation, biological process: secondary metabolic process. Gene Ontology annotation, cellular component: cytosol; cytoplasm. Bases 24 to 1274 code for a protein of 416 amino acids. The record is from RefSeq and is a predicted model, not a curated record. Gene Ontology annotation, molecular function: carboxy-lyase activity; hydrolase activity.
GAUCCACUAGCACUGCAUGCAGCAUGCACGAGCAGCACUUUGACACUUAUCGCGCGCUCUCGAUGUCAACAAAACGUUCGAAGUCGUCACGAAAGCGGAUCGGAGCGCAAUUAUUAUCUUUUAAAAUGUCAUUUAAGAUAGAUAUUCACAAUCACAUUCUGCCAGAGAGAUGGCCUGAUCUUAAAGAGCGCUAUGGCUACGGAGGAUGGAUUCAGCUGAACCAUCUGUGUGAUGGCCGGGCCAAGAUGAUGAGAGAUGGCAAGCUCUUUAGAGUCAUUGAACCUAACUGUUUCAGUGCCGAAGCUAGGAUUAGAGAUAUGGAUGCCACAGGGGUGACUGUCCAAGCCCUAUCAACAGUUCCCGUCAUGUUCAGCUACUGGGCCAAGCCAGAAGACACACUCGACCUCUGUAGGAUACUGAACGAUGACCUGGCCAACACUAUCAAGAAGUACCCCAAGAGAUUCGUAGGUCUUGGUACCCUUCCCAUGCAGGCUCCGGACCUGGCUGUACAGGAACUCAAGAGGUGUAAAGAGGAACUUGGAUUCCCAGGUAUCCAGAUUGGUUCACACAUCAACCAAUGGAAUCUAGAUGCACCUGAACUACAACCAGUAUUCGCAGCUGCAGAGGAGGUAGGGAUGUCCCUGUUCAUCCACCCUUGGGACAUGGAGCUAGGGGGCCGCAUGGCCAAGUACUGGCUACCAUGGCUUGUGGGAAUGCCUGGAGAGACUGCUACGGCCAUGUGCUCCAUGAUCUUUGGAGGAGUCCUGGAGAGGUUCCCUAAACUCAAGGUCUGCUUCGCCCAUGGAGGUGGCGCCUUUCCCUUCACCAUCGGUCGCAUCGAGCACGGCUUCAACGUCAGGCCUGACCUCUGUGCCGUAGAGAACAACAUCAACCCUAGGAAAUACAUCGGUCAGAUCUACACCGACUCCCUGGUGCAUGAUGAAAGGGCGCUCAAGUACUUGGUGGAAACGAUAGGAGAGAAUCGAGUCUUAUUAGGGAGUGACUACCCGUUCCCACUCGGCGAGCACCAUCCUGGUAAACUCAUUGAUUCAGUAGAAAGCUUCAGUGACGAGCUGAAGGAUUCCCUGUUAGCCGGCAACGCUCUGGAAUUCCUCGGCCUGAACCGGUCCCAGUACGAACCAGACCCUUCACUCCUGCCUUCCCAGUCCAAGUGCGGUCCUCAGAAACACAAAGUCAAGUGCUCUUCCAGUGGCGAUACGGGGGUUGAAAAUGGCACGAAAAGAAUCAAACUUGCCGAAGAAGAGACACACUGACAUUCAGUACCUGUAGUGAAUUUUGUAAAGGCUUGUGUACUUCAGAGGGAGCCCUCACAGAUGCCUACCCAAGUCUUGUGCAGCUGCAGAAAUACUCGGCACUCUGCCCUAUCAUGGAUGGCAAGGUUAAAGACAUAUCCAUGGAAGAGGUACACCAGAGUGUAGUCCCACUGGUUUCUCUCAAUGUUUGUUCCAGAU